AUGGCUCAACUUACUACCCAGAGCCCCAUGAAGCUGAUGGCCCUGCAGCUGCUGCUGUGGCAUAGUGCACUCUGGACGGGGCAAGAGGCUGCGCUCCUGGUUCCUGCCAGCUCCCUGACACCACCCCUGUCCCGGAGCUUCCUGCUCAAGUCCUUAGAGCAAGUGAGAAAGAUCCAGGCCAAAGGCUCUGCCCUGCAGGAGCAGCUGGUAAGUGAGAGGUUGUGGUGGUGUGACCUCUACAAGCUGUGCCACCCUGAGGAGCUGGCACUGCUUGGCCACUCUUUGGGCAUCCCGCGGGCUCCCCUGAGCAGCUGCUCCCAGCAGGCCCUGCAGCUGACAGGCUGCCUAAGCCAACUCCAGGACGGACUCCUCCUGUACCAGGGCCUCCUCCAGGCCCUAGUGGGGAUUUCCCCUGAGCUGGCUCCCGCCCUGGACAUGUUGCAGAUGGAUGUCUCCAACUUUGCCACCACUGUUCAGCAGCAGAUGGAAGACCUGGGGGUGACCCCUGUCCUGCAGCCCACCCAGGGCACCAUGCCAACCUUCACCUCUGCCUUCCAGCGCCGGGCCGGAGGUGUCCUGGCCGCCUCCUACCUGCAGAGCUUCCUGGAGCAGGCCUACCGAGCUCUACGCUACCUCACCCAGCCCUGA
This is a messenger RNA of Jaculus jaculus (lesser Egyptian jerboa), 648 nucleotides long. RefSeq names its product colony stimulating factor 3 (gene Csf3). Gene Ontology annotation, molecular function: cytokine activity; growth factor activity. Gene Ontology annotation, cellular component: extracellular region. Gene Ontology annotation, biological process: immune response; positive regulation of cell population proliferation; positive regulation of myeloid cell differentiation. The coding region runs from base 1 to 648 and encodes 215 amino acids. The record is from RefSeq and is a predicted model, not a curated record. The transcript has 5 exons. NCBI's taxonomy places the organism in Eukaryota, Metazoa, Chordata, Mammalia, Rodentia, Dipodidae.